Diversispora eburnea is the source of this 2700-nucleotide messenger RNA. Lineage: Eukaryota; Fungi; Glomeromycota; Glomeromycetes; Diversisporales; Diversisporaceae. The record is from the annotation of a GenBank genome assembly.
AUGAAAAGUAAUAAGAAUAACAAGAAUAACAAAAAUAAACAAACACAAACUAACAAACGAAAGAGCACCAAAAAGCCUACCAGGUCAACGACUGCUAAAAGUUCCAGUCGAGUAGAAAACGAACAACAAGUCGGAUGUCCCAAAAAUGGAUCAGUUAUUGAUGGAAUAAUUGAUAUAUGCGUUCAUAAUAAUGAAGAAUAUGCGCUGGUGACGUAUGCUGAUAAAAAUUUUGAUCCCAAAUGGCAUCCAACAAGAAAUUUAAUUAAUGCCGACCAUUUGGUGGAAGAAUAUCGAAGGAUUGAGGAAAGUGCUGCUCGACGUGCAGCACAAAGAAAUCAUCAGGAGGAUGAAUUAUCAUCAGCACAUAGAAGGUUGCAAGCUCAGAAACAAGAAAUUUUCGGCCCAAACAAAUUUCUCACCGAUGACCUUGAUGACCAAGAAUCACCUAAACCGAGAAAAUCCCCCAAAAAAAGAUGUCAAAAAAGAGGAAAAUCAUUAAUCGUAAAUACUAGUGAAAGAAAAAAAACCAAAUUAACAAAUAAUAAUAAUAAGAGUUUUGUGAGUAUUCAAGUUACCACCGACAAACAGACUACUCCCACCUCUUUAAAAUCUAAAUCUCCAACUAAUGCUAUCAGAAAAAAUUUUUCUGAUAUAAUCGUAGAGAUAAAGAAGGAGCCAGGUAUAGACGAUCUACCGGAAAAUUUAUUUCAAUCAAGUCUCGAAAGAGGAUCUUAUAGUAAAAAGAAAAAUACUUAUGAUGAACAAUUUGGAUUAUUAAAUAAUGAAGAAAAUGAGUCUAGUUCAUUUAAACCUUCUCUCGAUACAUGGCAGAAUAAACCAAAAAGGUUUAAAGCAGUACAUUAUCCAUCAAACUCUUUAAAAUUUAAUUCGGAUAUUCCAGAUGUUCCCGUGAAGCUGGAGGAAGAGGAUGAUGAUAAAUUCAUGUUUACCCAUAAAAUAACAAAGAAUCAAAAUAAAUUUAGAGUUUUGACAAAUAAACAGAACCAAGAACAAAGAGGACAUAUGGAAUCAAUUUCAGAACAAAAUGUCACUUCCAUACAAUCUGAACUUGGAUUAGUUUCAUCUAAAAUCUCAUUUGAUUUUUCAACUGGAUUAGAAGUAACAACAUCUCAACAAACAAAAUCCGUAAAUCUAAAUGAUGAUACAAAACAAAUACAACCAUUAAUGGAGAAAUCUAAUGAACUAUAUCAAAAGCAAUUAAAAAAACAACCCGAGAGAAAACCCGAUCUUAAAAUAAUCUCCACAAAUCUUUCAUUUGAUACAAAUUCCAUCACCAAUUUAAAUAGAAAUGAUAUUACAACACAAUCAUCAAUUAAUGAAUCUCAUGUAUCAUUAAAAUCUGAGCCACCUCAAACCCCAAACGGAGCAACACAAUGGGUUGGUGUAUUGUUAAAAGGAAAUUCUCAUUAUGUUCACAUCAGCAGAAAUGUAAUAGUUAAGCCUAUGGGAGUAAGAUGUAAAGAUACUUCGACAUUGGAAAUGAUAUCGGCACAUCGAGAAUUGCAAUUAAAAUUCAUGUUACCACAAGCUUACGCAGAAAAAUUGGUAGACGCAGAUGAUCCAUUUAAAUAUCCGAUGUUUAGCAUGAAUGCUUUAGAAGGUCAUUUGAUGUCAAAAAAGAAUAUUGAAGACGAAAAUACUUUGAUGAAGUGGAACGAAAUAACAGGAGUAAUUUGGCUCGAUAAUAAGGGAGAGAUGUGUUGGCUUGUUUUUCCCAAUUCUCAACGCACGUGUACAACCCUUGCAAUUUCACCUCGACCACAAGAGAAAUUUAUUAUUAUCACGAAACGUUUUUCCUUAAAAGAUCAAACCUUUCAAACCUUAACUCAAUUACCACCCGUUGAUCAACUUCAAAGUCCUAUGGGAUCUCGAUAUUUCAAUUUCAAUAAUAAAAUAAGUUACACGACACAAUUGGUGAUUCAAUCAAAUGAUUAUUAUGCGUUACCCCAAAUUUGCAAGAAUUAUUCAAAUUUCGCAAUAUUUGGACCAAAAGAAAAUUUCGAAGUAAAGGAAAUGAUUGAUGCUUGUAAAGACUUGGGUGGAAAUUAUGUUCAGGAAUUUCUCGGGGAUGAUAUUAAAUUGUAUGAUAUAAAUUUAGUACUAAUUCACGUUCAAUUUCUCAAUCAAAUUAAUUACAUCCCUCGUCUAAUUGAAUUAAAACGUAAAUCAUAUUGUAAAUUUCAUUUAUUUGGUUGGGAUUUAUCAUCACCGAAUCCCAUAAAUCUAGAAGAAUAUUUUCCUAAUGGUUGCAUAGUUACAAUCACUCCCAAAUUAUUAUUGUCUUGGGGUGGGGAUCAACAUACAAUCAAAGGUGGCGAAUGGUAUAUUAAAAUCCACCCACUUUUACGAAAUUAUUUAGAACACACUUUUAACAAAUAUCAGAAUCAAGACGCUGAUGAGGCGUUAUCAUAUUUGGAAGAUCAUUUUCGAAAAAAAUCAUUCACAUUUUUUGAUAACGAAGAAUUAAAUUUCUUACAGGGUUCCGUGUGUGACGAAUCACCAUUCAUUAACAAAUUGCAUUACAUGAUGACUCGUUAUCAUAACUUACAUACAAAAGAUCUUCGACACGUAAUAGUUAUUCAAGAUGAGUCUGAGGUUGAUAUCCUAUGUCUUCCAAUUCAGGGGGUCGAAAGAAUGACUCUUCCUGAAUUCCAAACGAUUUUCGGCCCUCCAAAGUAA